AUGCUUUUUUUUUUAUUCUACAGACCGAUCAUCACCAAGGUGUUUAAUGAUCCCAUCCAUGGUAGCAUAGAGUUACACCCACUCCUCAUCAAGAUCAUUGACACACCUCAGUUCCAGAGACUUCGAUUCAUAAAGCAGCUUGGAGGUGUCUACUUUGUUUACCCUGGAGCGUCUCACAACCGCUUUGAACACUCGAUCGGGGUGGGAUACUUAGCAGGAAAACUUGCUGAGGCUCUCAGGUCAAGGCAGCCGGAACUCAAAAUCGAUGACAGAGACGUCCUUUGUGUUCAGAUUGCUGGCCUCUGUCAUGACCUGGGUCAUGGACCCUUUUCCCAUCUGUAUGAUGGAAUGUUCCUCCCAAAUUUGACUCUGGUUUUGAAAUAUACUCUUCAAAUGUGGGGGAAAUUAAAGUAUGUGGGAUUAUUAUAUUUAUGUUUUAAAUCUUGUGUUGACACAUUUAUGAGUCUGUGUGUCUUGCAGCAUGAAAAGGGCUCUUGUGACAUGCUAGACCACAUGCUGAAACAGAAGUAUCUUAAACCAGCGAUCCCUGAAGAAGACAUGGAAGUAGACAGAAGACUACAGGAAUCUAAAGAGCAGGAGUGGCCGUACAAAGGGCGCCCAAAAGAAAAUUCCUUCCUCUAUGAAAUUGUGUCCAACAAAAAAAACGGCGUUGAUGUGGACAAGUUUGACUACUUGGCCAGGGACUCUUCCUACCUGGGGAUCAAGAACAACUUUGACUUUCGUCGCUUCCUGCAGUUUGCCAGAGUGUGUGAGGUUGAUGGCAGGAAAACUAUCUGCACCAGAGACAAGGAGGAAGACCAUAUGUACCACUUGUUCUAUACAAGACACCAUCUCCACAAAAGAGCCUGUCAGCAUAGAGUAAGCCACAUCAUACAAGAAAUGAUUGCAGAGGCUUUUUUGAAAGCAGACGGUCACAUUCAGAUUGAAGGAUCAGGAGGGAGGAUGUUCACUCUCUCUACAGCCAAUGAGGACAUGGAGGCCUACACAAAGCUCACAGACAACGUGUUUGAGGAAAUACUGAAGUCUUCCUGCUCAGAGCUAAAAAAGGCAAGAGAGAUUCUGCAAAACAUCAUCUCUCGAAAGAGCUACAAGUUUGUUGUGAGAGAAAGCCAAAGGACCCCAUCGAGGAUUGGAAAACUCUGCCUGCACAGAAAGCCGGAUUACUGGCUGGAAAAAUUAUUGGCUCAACCCCUCCCUGACGAGGAAGAAAACAACCUGAAACCAGAGGACUUUGAAAUCCUGGUCAUUGAAAUGGACUAUGGCAUGGACGACAAGGACCCUAUCCAACAUGUUCAUUUCUACAGCAAAUCUGAGCUUGACGUGGCAAAGCCAAUGCCCGAAGAAAAGGGAUCCAGGAUUCGCACAACGUGCUUUUCUGAGCAGCUGAUCAGGGUCUUCUGUAACAAGAUUGAUGACAAGAGUGUGGAGGCUGCCAAAAAGCACUUUAAACAGUGGCUGGAGAAGAAUCCAUAUCUGGAUGGAUCUGAGGAGGCAAGAAAGAUUCUGCAAAAAAUUGUCUCUGGAGAGAUCUACAAGUUUGUUGGUGAGAGAAAGCCAGAGGAGACCAUCAAGGAUUGGAAAAGCCAGAUUUCUGGCUGGAAAGAAGGAUUGGCUCAACCCCUCCCUGACGAGGAAGAAAACAACCUGAAACCAGAGGACUUUGAAAUCCUGGUCAUUAACAAGGACUACGGCAUGAAAGACGAGAACAGGAAAAAUGAAUCCAGGAUUCGCACAUUGAUCUUUUCUGAGCAGCUGAUCAGGGUCUUCUGUAAGGAGAUUGAUGACGAG
This is a messenger RNA of Labrus bergylta (ballan wrasse), 1809 nucleotides long. Lineage: Eukaryota; Metazoa; Chordata; Actinopteri; Labriformes; Labridae. The record is from RefSeq and is a predicted model, not a curated record.